AUGAAUGAUCUUUGCAAGAGCAUUCUGCAGGAGUCUGAACAGAUCAAAAUGGUGUCGGUCACUGCCAGCAAACAGAAUGCGGCGCUUGUCCCGUCUACGUGGCUGCGUGGCCCAGAGGUGCUCGUGGACGUUACUGGCCUUUAUGCUGGCCUGCGCACUCAAGAGUGUGCGGGUGUGAGCCCCCGGGCGGGUACAAAGCCCUGUCAGUCGAAUAAUUGGGUUUUAUAUGAGCAAGAAGGAGUUUUCAUUCAUUCAUCCUGCGGCAAAAAUGAUGACCAGGACAGCUUAAUAUCAGGAGUAUUACGUGUCAUAGAAAAGGAAAAUGAAGUAAUAGUAGACUGGAGACCACUGGAUGAUACUUUGGAUACUUCUAAUAUCCUCUGUGCUGGAAAGGAUUCCAGUUCUGUUGUGGAGUGGACUCAAACUCCUAAAGAAAAAUGUUCCCGAGGAGCAGACCGUCCAAGCAGUUAUGAAGCAGAAUGGGACAUGGUCACCACAGUCUCCUUUAAAAAGAAACCUCAUUCAAAUGGAGAUGCUACAACUCAUGCAAAUGGAGAAAGCAAGUGGUCGUUCCUGUUCAGUUUGACAGAUCUGAAAUCAAUCAAACAAAACAAAGAAGGCAUGGGAUGGUCUUAUUUGGUGUUCUGUCUGAAGGAUGACGUGAAGCUUCCAGCUCUUCACUUUCAUCAUGGAGAUAGCAAACUAUUGAUUAAAUGCCUUGAAAAGCAUGUUGUGCUAAAUGAAUCUCCACAGGAUAAACGGAUUCUUCUUGUGAAUUCUCAGAACAAGUCUCUGUCCCAAUCUUUUGAAAAUCUCUUUGAUGAACCAUCAUAUGGCUUAUUACAAAAAUUGAAGAAAGAUCCAUACACAGUAACAAUGGGGAGAUUUUCCAAAGUCACAAACUACAUUUUUGACAGUUUCCGUUUAAGUGACCCUUCAAGUCAAAGGCGACCACCAUCGGAAAUGGCAGACUUUCUCAAUGAUGCUAUUCCAGGGCUGAAGAUAAACCAGCAGGAAGAACCAGGAUUUGAAGUCAUUACACGAAUUGAUCUAGGAAAACAGCCUGAAGUUAGUAGAAGAGAGCCUGUGUCAGCUGAAGAAUGGGCUAAGAAUAUGGAUUCUGAAGGAAGAAUUUUAAAUGUCGACUACAUAAAGCAAUUGAUAUUCAAAGGGGGUCUCUGCCAUACUUUAAGAAAAGAGGCAUGGAAAUUUCUUUUGGGGUAUUUUCCUUGGAAUAGCACUAAAGAAGAAAGAGCAAAUCUACAAAGAAGGAAAACGGAUGAAUAUUUCAGGAUGAAACUGCAGUGGAAAUCUGUCAGUGAGGAACAGGAAAAACGAAACUCAAGAUUAAGAGAUUACCGGAGUCUUAUAGAAAAAGAUGUAAACAGGACAGAUAGAACAAAUAAAUUCUACGAAGGUGAAGAUAACCCAGGAUUGAUUUUACUUCAUGAUAUUUUGAUGACCUAUUGCAUGUAUGACUUUGACUUAGGUUAUGUCCAAGGAAUGAGUGACUUGCUUUCACCUCUCUUGUAUGUUAUGGAGAAUGAAGUAGAUGCCUUUUGGUGCUUUGUAUCAUACAUGGAUCAAAUGCAUCAGAAUUUUGAAGAACAGAUGCAGGGUAUGAAGACACAACUAAUUCAGCUGAGUACUUUGCUUCGUUUACUAGACAGUGGAUUUUGCAGUUAUUUAGAAUCUCAAGACUCAGGCUACCUUUAUUUUUGCUUCCGAUGGCUUCUUAUCAGAUUUAAAAGGGAAUUUAGCUUUCAAGAUAUUCUUCGACUCUGGGAGGUCAUGUGGACAGAAUUGCCUUGCCAGAAUUUUCAUCUUCUCCUUUGCUGUGCUAUCUUAGAAUCUGAGAAACAACAAAUAAUGGACAAACACUAUGGCUUUAAUGAAAUAUUAAAGCAUAUCAAUGAACUGUCUAUGAAAAUUGAUGUGGAAUAUAUACUCUGCAAAGCAGAAGCAAUUUCUAUGCAGAUGAUGAAUUGCAAGGAAUUGCCUCAAGCAGUUAGUGAGAUCCUGGGGAUAGAAAGCAGUUCUGUAACACCAGAUUCAGAUACUGGAGAGGAUGAAAGUGGAGCUGUGUUGAGUUGUCCUACGUCAUUAUACCAGAGUAUCUCAACACCUGUAACUGCUGCCAAUGGAACGAGAGACAGCACUCAACAGAUGUCUGAAACGCAGAGCUUGACACCUGCGUAAUUACAGUCAGUUAAAUUGAAGAAAGACUUUUACUGAGCACGUUUUUUUCAAGCACUUGAGAGAUGGAUAUUUAAAUUCGGUGUUGAUUAAGCUUUAAGGUUGGAAAGAAAAUCUGUACUGUAAUGCUCUUGCAUUAAAGCUUUACAACAUGA
Molecule: messenger RNA, 2351 nt
Organism: Athene cunicularia (burrowing owl)
Lineage: Eukaryota; Metazoa; Chordata; Aves; Strigiformes; Strigidae
Gene: TBC1D15
Product: TBC1 domain family member 15
Exons: 18
Coding region: 1-2199 (732 amino acids)
Biological process (GO): activation of GTPase activity
Molecular function (GO): GTPase activator activity
Source: RefSeq, a predicted model, not a curated record